This is a messenger RNA of Wyeomyia smithii (pitcher-plant mosquito), 1260 nucleotides long. Its product is annotated as armadillo-like helical domain-containing protein 3. The record is from RefSeq and is a predicted model, not a curated record. Gene Ontology annotation, biological process: regulation of Golgi organization. The coding region runs from base 34 to 1260 and encodes 408 amino acids. Gene Ontology annotation, cellular component: cytosol. The transcript is spliced from 8 exons. NCBI's taxonomy places the organism in Eukaryota, Metazoa, Arthropoda, Insecta, Diptera, Culicidae.
CAUAUAAAUCGGUAAAAUGAUGUGCAUAGUGAUAUGAAAAAUCUUGUAGUAAAAAUAAAGGAGUUACUGGUAAACGACAAUUGUGAUUAUUCAAGACACUGCUGCAUAAAACUGUUAUUCACAAUUGUUACCGCGACUGACAAUUUAAAUCAAAAUACUUUGGUAGAGUGCCUUAUGGUGAAUAAUUUGUUCGAUUCCUUUAAAAAACUGUUAAGUGACCCUACUGCGAGGCAGGAAUAUGGUCGUGAUAUUGUUGUCCUACUGACACUCUUGGUCAAUUAUCGUAAAAAUGAAGGCGCAAAUCCGUAUGUAGUUCAGCUGUCAUUAUUAGAUGAAGAAUUGGCAUUGCAUGGAUUCGGUCAAAUAAUUUCCGCAUCUCUGUUCGAAUUCAUAAGACAACCGACAAUCAACAACAUUCCUGGUCAAGCUAAUUCUUGGAUAACGUCUAUUUCAUCAAUGGUAGGAAAUAUGUUUUUAUCCGAUGAAACAGAUGAGCGAAUGCAUCACAUAAGACAAAACAUUGCUCUUUUGCUGGCGUUGUAUGAGGCAGUACACUUAAACAGAAAUUUUAUCACAACACUAGCUACUACACAAGCAGAAUCUAGCUCACCUCCGUCUCCAUCAAGCACUUUAAGCGGACAUCACACAACGAAAGAAUUGGCGACUGCUCCGUUGAUGGACAUAACGCAUUAUCCUACUAAUCUGCUUGUUGCUGUUUUUCAAUAUUGUUCUGUGGCAAUGAUGGACCAUAAAAAUGAAUCAAGUUUUUAUAACUUAAAACUUUGUUUCAUCAUCCUAACUUGUAUAUCAGAAGACCAGUAUGCAAACUCAAUGAUGCAUGAUUCUAAUUUGGCCUUUAAAGUGCAUUUGCAGCGAACACAUAUGCGUCAUAGGAAAUUGAUCUCGGACCGAAUUUUAAAACCCCAACCCUUAGCAGCAACAUUAUUAGUCAAGCCUAGUGAAAACUCCAUCGCCGCUGUUGACGCACAGUGGGGCGUUGACCACAAUCGAAUUUCCCAAAUCCUUGCACAUGGCAUUUCUGAUGCAACAACUGGACGCCCGACAUUCCUGACGCAGCAAGUGAACGACCGGCAUCCAGAACGACUCCAGCAUAGCAACACGGCGACAUCGACAACUCCACCAACGGACGUUGUACCCCUGAUACCCCUGACGCAGCAGAACCGAGCUGGUAGCAGCAACGACGACAACGACAGCAGCGACGGCAGCAGAGCGGAGCCAACAAUCCUUACGCAGCAGUAA